Molecule: messenger RNA, 2112 nt
Organism: Homarus americanus (American lobster)
Lineage: Eukaryota; Metazoa; Arthropoda; Malacostraca; Decapoda; Nephropidae
Product: elongation of very long chain fatty acids protein 4-like
Exons: 10
Coding region: 241-1275 (344 amino acids)
Biological process (GO): fatty acid elongation, saturated fatty acid; sphingolipid biosynthetic process; fatty acid elongation, polyunsaturated fatty acid
Cellular component (GO): endoplasmic reticulum membrane
Molecular function (GO): fatty acid elongase activity
Source: RefSeq, a predicted model, not a curated record
GCGUCUGUAGCGUCUGACAGGUUGCGGGCGGGCCAGUCAAUAACGGCGCCUCUCCCUUAUAAUCUUAUCUCUUCACAAAACUAACCUGAAAUGAUUAUGAAGAUAUGAACUCCCCGAGUUAUCAACACUGGGGUAAAACAAACAAAAACUACUCGAUUAUCAGCAUUAAUCUCCCCGUUGACUGGAAUAAUUGAUGCUGUGUGGUCCCUGGUGUGAGAGAUUUCCAGAACAGUCAUCAAGAUGGAGGUACUGCAAGAGAAAUUCCACAAUAUACAAGACUUUUAUAAGUGGAGUUUAUCCAUUUCUGAUGACCGUGUGAAGGAUUGGCCUCUCAUGUCUUCUCCACUUCCCACGUUGGGUUUCAUGACAGCCUACCUCACCAUGGUGAAGAUUGGACCUAAAAUAAUGGCAUCAAGGCCAGCAUUGCAACUGAGAAUCCCGCUUAUUAUUUACAACCUGGCUGUUAUGUUACUGAAUCUUUAUAUUGGUGUUGAGCUGGCAGUGGUGUCUGUGAGGCUGCAGUACAGUUGGUUCUGUCAGCCAGUUGACUAUUCCACAAAUCCUGAUGAGAUGAGGAUAGCAGCAGCACUUUGGUGGUAUUACUUCUCCAAACUGGUUGAGUUUACCGAUACACUAUUCUUCAUCCUGCGUAAGAAGACAAAUCAACUUACCUUCCUUCACAUCUAUCAUCAUUCCACCAUGUUCUGUCUAUGGUGGAUUGGUAUCAAAUGGGUAGCUGGGGGUUCCUCUUUCUUGGCCGCCAUGAUGAACAGCUUUGUGCAUGUAAUCAUGUAUGCCUACUAUGGCCUUUCAGCAUUUGGUCCAUCCUUGCAGAAGUACUUAUGGUGGAAGAAACACAUCACUUGUAUUCAACUGAUUCAGUUUGCUAGUGCAGGAGUGCUAGGUGCCCGAGCAAUUGUUGUUGGAUGUGACUUCCCCCUGUGGAUGCAGUAUGCCUUAGUGGUGUACAUGUCUAGUUUCAUUGUGCUGUUUGGCCAGUUUUAUGUGCAAGCCUACAGACUUAAGCAGAAGAAGCUGAAGAAUAGCAGGAAUGGAACAGUGCGUCAUCAUGGUGAGACCAAUGGAGUAGUUGCUAACGGUGUUGCAUCCAAGCGUUUUAAUGCGAAUGGAAUAUCUAGUCAAGAUGGCCAGGUUGACAAAAAUACCUCUGGAAAGAAAACUGACAAGAUUAAUGGGGAACCCAAGUCACAACACAGUAAUGUGCGCACACGGGCUCAAGCACGCCGUGAGGGCCGUUCUCGUCAGGAUUCAUAAUUUAUGUGUAGGUGAUUUGAUACUUAUAAGAAGGUACAGGCCAUAAUGACAUAUUUUUAUGUCAACUGACUAUAAAAUUGUCAAUCUGGAGAUGUUUGCAUACAGUUAUACAGUAGUUAUUUUUGGGAUGAAUGAUAUUCUGUACUGUACUUAAAAAGAGUCUGCAUGUAAAUAUGCUGAAGGAAUAUACAGUACAGUAGUUAUGAUUCAGGAGUGAUAAUUUGUUUUUUAGAAUAUUAUAUAAAAACCAUUUUAGAAUGUUCAUUUUAAUUAAUAGGAGGUAAAAAUUGCAAGUCAUUUUAUAUGAUAAACUUAAAUUCCUGGCUUUCUUUAUUAUUCAUUGUCUUCCUUCAGCAAAUUUUGCAGAUGUCAUCCUUUGUUUUUUCAAGUCAUAUCUUUGGUAUUAUGGUGUGUGCUAAAAGUCCAAUUAGAUUGACAGUGAAUUGUAAUGAUAGAUAUUCAUCAGUUUAAGUUGUAGAACAAAUCCUUAGUAUUUCAGGCUUAUGAAAGUUGAAUGUAAUUCAAAAAGUUUAGUAUACUGUACUGUAUACUGUUUCCAGUAACUAGGGUUCUUCAUGAUGGUGAAAUCUUGUGUGUCCUGGGGUAACAAGGGAGUGCUUAAGUUGAUUAGCACCUCAUGAUGUAGGGCCAUAAGUGAAAAUACUUCCAAAGAGUGCUUAUACAAAGUUGAGCUUCUGUUCUGAGAAAAUGUAAUGUUCACCUUUGGAAAUUAAAAAAAAAAAUCUGGAAAUACAUACAGUAUCUCGGUAAUCUUAUUUUUUAAAUAAAAUGUUUGGUCAUAUAAACUUUUUUUUACAGUACCGUAUAUCUCGGCCU